GGCUGGCGACCGGUUCGGGGUCUACCCGAAGAUAGCAGUGAUAGGCUCCAGCAGCCCGCGACCCAAGUGAGGAUAAGAGGUAAAGAAAAUGGAUGGAUGGAGAUAAACAUGCACGCAGAUACUGCCCCCCCGCCCAACACACACACAGCCUGCAUGCUCUUCUAGUAGACUUUUAUCGUGAAGAACUCAAGUGAUCAGUCUUACUUUGUUGGUGUCCACAAGCUACAUUAUGUCCUCUCGACUCCAAAGACACAUGAAACACAUCAGCAACUCAACGAACACGUCUACGAUACCAUGAAGUCCAAUCAGCAUAUUUACGGCUCUACACUAACCCCGCCCCCACGGGCUGCCUUAGGGUGGAGCUCCUCCGCCUCCUCAAAUCUUCAUCUUCACUCGCUGAAGAACCUUCACUCGGCUCACUGCUUCUCAACGUCUUACCACAAACCAUCAUGUAGAAGUGGUCCACAUGACGCUUGCCGGAUGAAGACGGGCGCUUGCGUGCUGUUUGCGCUCCUGCUGGCUCGGGCAUGUUUGCGGGAGGCCAAGUGCAGCCUGCCUAUGGAGGUCACCGGUGAGACGGGGGUGCCGAGGCAGAGCGUCACCGGGCGUCACCGUGACGACAUACGUUCGGGUGUGUCGACAGGUCACCGUGACGACAUCCAAUCGAGUGUCACAUCAGGUCACCGUGACGGCUUCCACCGACUGCCUGGACUUUGCCGCCGCCUGAGGAGGCGUCGCCUCAGCUACCUGUGUCACAAGGUGAGCUUCCGCUGCUGGGGGCGGAGCCAGGGGUGGGGCCGGAGCGGCCAGGUGUGCCGAUGUCCGAGAGGUUCCACGUGUUCACGCGUCUUCAUUCGCAGUAUCUGACUGCUGUUUUGACUCAAUUCCUGUCGUCAAGUAUUCAUUGUCAAUUUCGAAUGUAUGCUGUUUAUAUUAGCAAAUUGAUGUUUACACAGGCGGCACGGUGAACGACUGGUUAGCAGAUCUGCCUCACGGUUCUGAGGACCUGGGUUCAAAUCCCGGCCCCGCCUGUGUGGAGUUUGCAUGUUCUCCCCGUGCCUGCAUGGCUUUUCUCAGGGCACUCCGCUUUCCUCCCACAUCCCAAAAACAUCCAUUAAUUGGAGACUCUAAAUUGCCCGUAGGCGUGACUGUGAGUGCGAAUGGUUGUUUGUUUUUAUGUGCCCUGCGAUUGGCUGGCGACCGGUUCCAAUUGUGUCUGUCUGCAGUGUGCAGCCGCUCCGUGUGGUUACGCCCACUCGUACCCCCCCUCCCGCCCGAAGAUAGCUGGGAUAGGCUCCAGCAGUCCGCGACCCUAGUGAGGAGAAGCAGUAAAAGAAAAUGGAUGGAUGGAUGAUAAUAAUAAAUGUUAUUUAAUAAAAUACACUUCUUAAAAACAAAACCUAUCAGGGACAAAGAAACUCCUGCAGCGUCUUGUCUGUGUGUGCAAAGCAAACUGUCACGAGCCCUCCUGCGUGCUGUUCCACCAGCAGCCUGUAGGUGGUCUCAAAGUGUAUGAAGUUGUGCUGAGAUUAUCCUGCACGUGUGUAACACUGAUGUUAACAUCUGGCCCAUGUAGUCCCCUCUCUCUCUCAAAUUGCUAAAGAAAAGUCAAACCCAGGAGGUGAAGGAAAUGGGUGGAAAAACAAGUCAGAGAGCAUCGAUAUUCUCCAGCAGAGAAUAUCGAUAGAUAUAUUCUCCAGCAGUACGUUGGACUAAAAAAAAAAAAAAAAAAAAAAAAGUAAUUGGUGAAAAAUUACAAUGAAUUAGGUAUGCGUGUAUUCGUGGCUGAAUGGCUCUCGAAAGAGAGCACACUUGAGAUCACGCAUUUACAGUGUUUUCCGAGUUCCCACUCAGUGACGGUGUGAAUCUAAGUGCGAAUGGUCGUCCGUGACUAUAUGUCCCCUGCGAGUGACUGGCGACCAGUUCAGGGUGUAGUCCGCCUUUUGCCCAAAGUCAGCCGGGAUAGGCUCCACAGCACCGCGCGGCCCUCAACAGGUUAAGCGGUUGGAUGAGAAGGAUGGAUGGAUGCGACUUUCGGAAUUUAUUUUGAAACUGACAUUGAAACAUAUACAAAAUUCAGUAAUUACAGUUUAAAUAGACUCCACAAUUUUCACAAUACAAAUAUCAGUGUUGAAGAAUAGUGAAUGAAAUGUAAAUGAGAAUAAAGGACGUAAAGACAACGAUGGUUACGUUGCAACAUCCGAUUAUGCGCGGACACAAAAUCAACCGUCACUUUCAAAGUAAAGUGACACUACGAUCCAAAUGUAUAAUUAACAUGGCAUAUGAAAGGAAUAAUCGAUAAAUUGGAUGAAAAUGUGAAUGACAAUCAUUUUAACAUGUAUUGUUCAAAUUUCCUAAUUGUUUUAUUUACGAAGCGACGGAUUGUGACGUCGUGUCAAUUUGAUUGUGAAGGCUUGGUGGCGGAGAUCCUCCUCCGGCCCUCCUGGAAACUCGUCUCGCGUUAUUAGGAUUCCCACUAAGUAUCUCGGCAGGACACGCCCCACUGCAAUAUGAUUGGCUACUGCGUCGCGGGAAGGGCAGGCUGCGCAGAUGUAACGAGAUGACCAUCCCAAACAUGUAUCACGUUUGUGCGAAAUAAAAAGAAAAGUUGGUUGUGGUUAGGUUAAGGGCGAGGGUAGGGAAUUAAGGCGGUUUAGGAUGGGUUAAAGUUAGGAUUAAGGUGUGUUAGGGGGAAAUACAUAUUAACGCCGCCACACUUAAAUCACAUCUUUUCCCGCCUGGAAGCAGUAGGGCGUAUUCUACAGGGAUUCAACAGCCAAUCAUAGUGCAGCGACGCGU
Messenger RNA from Phycodurus eques (leafy seadragon), 2799 nucleotides. RefSeq lists its product as uncharacterized. The record is from RefSeq and is a predicted model, not a curated record. The coding region runs from base 295 to 867 and encodes 190 amino acids. The transcript is spliced from 4 exons. NCBI's taxonomy places the organism in Eukaryota, Metazoa, Chordata, Actinopteri, Syngnathiformes, Syngnathidae.